This is a messenger RNA of Lentinula edodes (shiitake mushroom), 675 nucleotides long. Its product is annotated as AhpD-like protein. Bases 1 to 675 code for a protein of 224 amino acids. The record is from RefSeq and is a predicted model, not a curated record. The transcript is spliced from 5 exons. NCBI's taxonomy places the organism in Eukaryota, Fungi, Basidiomycota, Agaricomycetes, Agaricales, Omphalotaceae. Gene Ontology annotation, molecular function: peroxiredoxin activity.
AUGCUUCGAUCCUGUUGUUUGCUGCUCAUUGCUUUUGGCUGCCUAGUAUCCUGCGGUAGUCCUUCUCCUGGUAGCAACCUUGAGAAAAGAGAUGAUAAUCUCCCUGCGCGGGUACCAUAUGUCUUCCCUCCCCCGGGAACUGACCCGAUAGCAGACGCUAUUCGAGCGAGGCGAACAAAUGGCACACUUUUGGACCUAGAUGGUGUCCUGCUGAACGCUCCUCUCAUUGCUCAAGGGGAGGAUGACUUAUUCGGGGUCAUUCGAGACAACAAUACUUUACCACCUGCGAUGAGAGAGCUUUUCAUUUUGCGCAUCGCUGUGCUCAACAAUGCGAGCUAUGAAUGGCUUCAGCACGAAUCAGUGGGACGCAUGGCAGGGCUCACCACGGAACAGCUUUUGGCUAUCCGAUUAGCUCCACCCUUUUUCGCAUCGCAAGGCGUGAACUUAACCUCGAUCCUCGGUGCUGACCUUGUUGCAGCAAUGACAUUUACAGACUGGAUCACAAAGAACGUUCACGUACCGGACGAUGUGUUCAAUGCGCUGAAGACUUUCCUGAAUGACUCACAGCUCGUAGAAGCUACUGCGACUGCUGCUGGAUAUAGUUUCAUUAGUCGAUUUGUUGUUGCUUUGAAUGUAGAUGCAAAGAUGGAUGUACCCGUGCCAGUUCCUACGUGA